UCCUCUAAAAACUUUAUUAUAGAGUCAUACAUUAGAGCAAAUCCAUUUUAAUAAAAUUCUCUAUUUAAUAGAACUCUCUAUUUUAGAGGAAAAUAUAAAAGCAUACACUGUAGAUGUUGGAUUAAGCUUGAAGAAAAAAGGAAACUUGAUAAAUAAGUUAACUUCUAAUCCUACCAAGUUAUGGUUUAAAGGAUUAGGAAAUAUGUUAUACCUAAUGAGUUUAGGAAAUUUGUUUUAUAUAUAAGGAGAUGCAAGAGUGUUGCAUAACUCAUGAGUUGAGAGAUUGGAUGAGAGAUUAUGAAUUGUGUGAGAUUGAGAGAGCUUGAGGUUUUGAGUUAUUUUUCUCAAGAGAUUAAUAAGAGAGUUAUUCUUAUUAAGCUUGAUUGUGAUUCAUUGAUUGUGAUUCUAUAUGUGGUAUCAGAGCUACAGGUUCAAUACUGGACCUCUAAUAAAGUUCAAUCCCUAAAAUUCAGAUUUGAGCAAACGUUAUGGGGAAUUGUACUGGUUAUGGCGUUCAAGUUAGAUUCACUGGAGUCCUACACGGUCGAAGAGAUGACGACAACGAGUAAUAUUGUGGUUCAAUCUCAAGGAACCUUUGCAGAUCGCAAGUCUAUAAAGAAGAUCGCAAGUGUUAAAAGGCAUGAUUCUGAAGCUGACAACGAUGGCAUAAAGAAAUCGAAGAAGAGAAAGAAGCACAAAAGGGCUUCUGAUGGAGAUAAGAUAUUAAAUACUGAAAGCUCCAAAGUUAGUGAAGGAAGUCGAAGACAUGAGAAAUCUCUGCUGCUGUAUUAUAAAAGGACAGGAAAAUCUUGGAAGAGGGGUUACAUGCUGAAUGAAGUUAAAACCGAUGAGGACAAGGGAGACGAAACUGACGAAGAAACUUCUGAUACAGAGGAGGAGAUCAGAGUUGUUAAAGUCUGUGAGUGGGUUGAUCCUUUGGCUAAGUUAUGGAACCGUGACCCUGAGUAUCUAGAUAGAGGGCAGAACGAUGACGUUAAGAAGGAAAAGAAGGAAAAGAGCAGCAAGAAGGUGAAGCUAAGCGUGGAAGAUGUCAAAAUUGAUAACCCUAAUGCUGUAUCGAAAUUCAGAAUCAAUCCGUUGAGGGAGAAGCUUCAAGCCACGAUUUUUGAUAUGGUUCUUGGUGGUGCUACAAAUAUUACUACUCAUGGUCUAGAUAUCAAUGACAUCCAGUUAAUUAUCCAGUGUGAGUCUCCACGUGAUAUUGUGUGCACUCAUGGCAGGAUGAUUGAUAUUCUUUGCACAAGCAGUGAAAAAAUCACCAAUCUGCAAAGGGCCACAUUCUUGGUAAUGUAUGAAGCUGAUCGUAUGUUUGACAUGGGUUUUGAGCCUCAAAUUAUUUGUAUUAUUCAAACUAUUCGACAUGAUCAGCACACUGUGCUCUUUUCUGCCACUUUUCCACGUCAAGAUGAAACUUUGGCACGUAAAGUCUUGAACAAGCCCAUUGAAAUACAGGUUGGUGGAAGGAGUGUUGUGAAUAAGGAUAUAACACAGUUAGUUGAAGUCAGACCGAAGAGUGAGAGGUUCUUAAGACUGCUGGAAAUUCUCGGGGAAUGGUAUGAGAAAAGAAAGAUUUUGGUUUUUGUGCAGUCGCAGAAAAAAUGUGAUGCCUUGUUGAAGGAUUUGUUUAAAAAGAUUUAUCAUUGUAUAUCUCUUCACGGUGGUAACGAGCAGUCUGAUCAGGAAUCAACAAUAUCUGACUUUAAGAGCAAUGUGUGCAAUAUAUUGAUUGCCACAAGUGUUGCAGCUAGGGGUAUAGAUGUGAAAGAGCUUGAGUUAGUUGUAAACUAUGAUGCUCCGAACCACUAUGAAUAUUAUGUGCAUCGCAUUGGCAGGACAGGAAGGGCAGAGCAGAAAGGCUGUGCUGUGACAUUUAUCUCUGAAGAUGAUGCAAAAUAUGCACCGUAUUUAGUCAAGGCCCUGGAACUUUCGCUGCAGCCAAUCCCCGAUGAUCUGAAAGAAAUCGCUGACAGUUUCAUUGCAAAGGUUAGACAGGGUACUGAACAAGCUCAUGAAACUGGCUAUGUAGAUAGUGGCUUAAAAUUCACCGAAGAGGAGGAAAAAGUUACGAAAGCAGCAAAGAAAGCACAAGCGAAAGAGUAUGGGUUUGAGGAAUAUAAGUCUGACUCAGAAGAUGAGAUUGAUGUUGUAAGAAAGGCAUGUGUUGUUGGUGUUGAUACCUCAGCGCACCAGGCUGCUCUUGCUCAUAUAGCCACCAUUGCUGCUGCUGUUAAAGCUAAUGCUGCUGCAAUGAAUCCUCCUGUGACUACAAACCAGUUGCUGCCGAAUGGUGGUGGGCUUACCUCUCUACCAAAAGUUAUAGCAAAGGAUGAACCUAUAGAAGAAAGCUCUCAGUUUUUGGUAGAUAGUGAUGAUGCUUCAGACAAAGAAAGUGACACAAAAGAGCCACUGAGAACUAGAAAGAAAGCUUCACCAGCAGCAGGUUCUUCUGAUGUGGAGGAAGGAAAAACAGAGAAGAAUGUGAGACAGAGGACUGUUAAGAAAGAUAAAGACGUGGAGGAUGGUUUAGUCACUACUAGUAGUACAUAUGAUGAGGUUAGUGAUGCCGAGAAAGCCUUGGCUGUUAAAGCCACUGAUGCCGACAAUGAAGGAGAAGAGAUUGAUCUGAGCAAACAUGAAAGCGAAGAUAUCAGUCACACGUACGGGUGGCCUCCUCUCGUGUGUUGUUUUGGAUCUGCAAAGAAUGUUUUUGUUCCAUCAGGAAGGCCAGCAAACAGGUUUUUGGAUUGCAAAUUCAAAACCGUUGAGGCAAGGGUAGAGGCCUUUCAUAGAAAAGAAGAAGAACUUAAGAAAGAACUCGAGAUUGUCAAGAAUCAACAUGCUUCAGACUCAGCUGUUCUACUGUUGGUAACCCGAGAGCUAGAGAAAGUUAGCUUAAAACUGGCCGCAGCUAACGACGCCAAGAACCUGCCUCUGAGUCAAGAAGAAAAUAUUAGCAAGAUGAUUUCCAUCCAUGCAGAGAAAGAAACCAUCUCCAACAAAGAGAUAGAUGUUUUGAAAAGUGAGCUUGAGAAAGCGAGAAGCUUUGAAGCAGAGGUUAAAGAACGAGAUGAGAUCAUUGAGAAGAUUGAUGCUGCGAAAGAAGUUUUUAAAAUGGCAAAGUCCCAUGCGUACGGCUUUGCUGACCAGUGGUGUACCAAAGCCAUAGAAUUGGAGGAACAGUUGGAAGAAACCAACAUGAUGAAGAAAUAUGCCUCAGUCUCUCUGGUGUCUUUGAUAAAACAGCUGGAAGGAAGCAAUACACGACUGCAGGUUAUGGAGUGUGAGGUGAUUGCUCUCAAGGAUAAGGCCAAGCUAAUGGCGACGGUGGGGCUUAAGCAAAGUCAAGUUCUCAAGAAAUCUGAACAUCUACUCGAACCUGCGGAAGAGUUGUUAUCUAAGGUUGAGAAAGAGGAUAUAAAAUUAAAAACUAAGCUUGAAAUUUUCAAGGAUGAGAAGAGUAAGACCUUGUCAGAGCUGGAGAGGUCGAAAGAGGAAGAGGAGAAGAGUGAGCCAGAUAUGCAGAGUUUAGCUUCAGUUUUUCACCAAGCGUCAAGUGAGCGUGUGUUGAAAAACAGGUUGUUGAGUCUAGGUGGUCAGAAUUACAAAACACGUGAAGAAGAUAAGAAGCUGGUCAUUAAGUCAACAAACGAGAAGUACGAGAAGAUGCUUCACGAGGUGGAACAAACCAAUAAACCGUUUGAGAGCUCAAGAGGUAUUGUUGAAGAUUUAUUGAAAAUGGAGUUCAAGCUUAAGGGGGAGAAUGUUGGAUUAAGCUUGAAGAAAAAAGGAAACUUGAUAAAUAAGUUAACUUCUAAUCCUACCAAGUUAUGGUUUAAAGGAUUAGGAAAUAUGUUAUACCUAAUGAGUUUAGGAAAUUUGUUUUAUAUAUAAGGAGAUGCAAGAGUGUUGCAUAACUCAUGAGUUGAGAGAUUGGAUGAGAGAUUAUGAAUUGUGUGAGAUUGAGAGAGCUUGAGGUUUUGAGUUAUUUUCCUCAAGAGAUUAAUAAGAGAGUUAUUCUUAUUAAGCUUGAUUGUGAUUCAUUGAUUGUGAUUCUAUAGUAGAUGCUCCAAGUUAGUCUGUGAUGUAUAGUUUGUUGAAUGGUGAUGGAAGCUCCACUUCACAGUUCUUCUUGGUACGUUUGUUCGUCCUUCUUCCCAAUUUCUUUUCUUUUUCUAAAUUCGUCAGUUAAUUUCUGUGACUUUUCUAUUGCUUAUUAGUUUCUGCUUUAUAUGUUGUUUGAGGAUGGUUUCUUUAAAGUUAGGGUUUUGAUUUCAGUUGGAGUUUUUGUUCUCACCGUAAUGCGAUAAAGUCUUGUUUCUUUAAGCUGUUUUUAUGUUUUGAGUUUUGAGUUUAAUGUAGGAUAGAAGAAGACAAUGUUGUUGACCUGAUCACAUUGUUUCUGUUGUUGUAGAUCCUAAAGGUGGGACCUACUUAUGAUGGCUGGUGGAUUAACCCCAUCUUCUUCCACCUCUGGGAUCUUCUUCCAAGGAGAUGAUGAAUCUCAAAGUUUCAUCAACUCUCACUUCACUUCCUCUUACGGGACUUCCUCUAACUCCCUCUAAUGGGCCAGGACCUUAUGACAAAUAGCAUCUGCGCUCUAAGGUUAAUGCAGUACUUGUAUCAUCAGCGGGAAAGACCUUCUGUGAGUAUGCAUGUUGUCCUCAGGCUUUUUUUUUUAAAUCUAUGUGUAUACUAGAAAAAAGCUCUUGACAUAUACUGAUUUUGUAUUGCUUAUUGAAAGAAAUUCGUGACGGAGUAUUUUUCCUCUCGUGCAAAGAAAAGGUGGUGUCUCUCUCAUUAAGAUAAUGUGGGGGCAUACCGCACUUGGCGUUUCUCCUCAGGCAGCCACGGUUUGUCUCCCCCACCUGUUUCUUUUUAGUUGUCUGUGCGUGUCUACACUCUAAAACGUGACUAAAUCAGUGUAUAGAUGUAUUUUUGAACUUGCAAGUUUAUCAUAGUAUGUAAUCAAGUUUAUCUUGUGAUUUGUGCAGAAGCAACUUUUGAUGUGUUGCCGAAAUCAAAUAUGCAAGUGACGAGCUUCUUUAUUUGAGUGGUGAAGGCCACCUUCGGAUUAUAUUCUCCCAAGAGCUAAAGUUUCCAAAGAGCUUUUACUUCCAAACAACUUUAUUUGUUAUAUGUAAUAAAGUAGUUUAGCUUAUCCGUAUGCUUUUCACAAGAUUCUCUCAUGAGAGUUCUGUACUCGUCGACAUGAAGAACUACUUCCUCGCCGCCUUGUAGCCCC
This is a messenger RNA of Brassica napus (rape), 5263 nucleotides long. RefSeq lists its product as uncharacterized. NCBI's taxonomy places the organism in Eukaryota, Viridiplantae, Streptophyta, Magnoliopsida, Brassicales, Brassicaceae. The record is from RefSeq and is a predicted model, not a curated record. Gene Ontology annotation, molecular function: ATP binding; RNA helicase activity; RNA binding. The transcript has a single exon. Bases 298 to 3912 code for a protein of 1204 amino acids.